Molecule: messenger RNA, 2491 nt
Organism: Zea mays
Lineage: Eukaryota; Viridiplantae; Streptophyta; Magnoliopsida; Poales; Poaceae
Product: phosphoenolpyruvate/phosphate translocator 3, chloroplastic
Exons: 9
Coding region: 884-2131 (415 amino acids)
Biological process (GO): transmembrane transport
Cellular component (GO): membrane
Molecular function (GO): transmembrane transporter activity
Source: RefSeq, a predicted model, not a curated record
CGUCGUCGUCUCACUCGGCGGGCGGUCGCCGUCUCCGUCGAGCGCGCGUCAUCCUCCACUGCACGGCCACGACAGCGUUUCGGUCGAUUCCACCCGCGCCCCGCCGCUCUCGCCUUGAAUUGGCAGCCAACCACCAACGAAUUCUUUAUAUUCCCAUCCCAUGGCUCACCGGGGCUUCGUCCUCUUUAUCGCCGGCCCCGUUCGCGGAAAGCAAAGAUCCACUAUCGCGACGAAAGCGCCGCCGGACUCAUUUCAGAUCACAGCAUGGCCGACGAGGCGGGCUGACCUGACGCUCCGAGCACACGAGAGGGCAUGCCGCACGCCUGGUGGGAUGCGUCCUUCUCUUCUCCCGUUAGUCCUUUUUUCUUUCAGAGAAAUGAAUAUGAUGUCCCCUGGCCUUAUUCCCCAUCUUGCGAAUUGAAUUCUCGAGCACUAUGAUGUGCCUGAUCUUCGACCGUUUAUCUCCCUCGUCCCCGCCCCCGCGUCAAGCGUGUAUGUAUUCCUGAGCUCACCUCACCGGUGACGCUACUUUCUGGAUCGGAGGAAAAAAGGAACAUGUGCCCGAUCCAACAGGGUCAAGCUGCCGACGACAUGGACACGAGUACACGACCAACUGCCAAGGUCGGACGAAGAAAGAAAAGCCGCCACGCAACAAGUCCAAUUGUGCUUGUGCACUGCGGGCCCUGCCAACCUGCCUCGCGUCGUCUCACUGGCUCACUACUCGACGUGCUCGUAUUGGUAUAAUCCCAGAGCCACAGGCACGAACGAGUACGGGAUCCCGGGAAGAUUCACGCCCGGCGCCACCUUUCCGUAGCGCCACGAGGCCACGACCACGAGUAUUUUAAGCGUGGCCGGCGACCGUUCCGCGGGAAGACCGCGCAAGAUGAUGCAGGGCGCGGCGGCGGGGGGGACCUCUGUCUCCGGAGCCUCUUGGGCUCGGGCCACGCGCGGCCGCGCGGCCGUCCUCGCCUCGCGCCACGUCGGCGUGGGCGCCUCCUCCUCCGACUACUACUACAACCACUUCGGGCCCCGCGGCGCCACCGCCGCCCCGCUCCUCCGCGCCCGCGGGGGCGGGCGGCUCAGGCCUCUGCCGCUGCUGUCCGGCAGCGGAAAGAAUGGGGAGGUCGCCAAGGCCGCGGCGGCGGCGGCAUCGGUGCCGGCGGACGACGCGAGUGCCGCCGCGGUGACGACAGACGGCGGUGGCAUUGCGGCCACGGCGCAGCUGGGCGCCAUGAUCGUCGCGUGGUACCUGCUCAACAUCUACUUCAACAUCUACAACAAGCAGGUUCUCGGCGCGCUGCCGUUGCCGCUGCCGUACACCAUCACAGCCUUCCAGCUCGCGUUCGGCUCCCUGCUCAUCUUCCUCAUGUGGGCCACCAGGCUCCACCCGGCGCCCAGGCUCUCCGCUGCGCAGCUGGGCAAGAUCGCGCCGCUGGCCGUGGGGCACAUGCUGGGCACGGUGUUCACCAACAUGAGCCUGGGCAAGGUCGCCGUCUCCUUCACGCACACCAUCAAGGCCUCCGAGCCCUUCUUCACCGUCGUCCUCUCCGCCCUCUUCCUCGGCGAGGUUCCUUCCCUUCCGGUGCUGGGCUCGCUCGUGCCGAUCGUUGGCGGCGUCGCCUUGGCGUCAUUCACCGAAGUUUCUUUCAACUGGACCGGGUUUUGGAGCGCCAUGGCGUCCAAUCUGACCAACCAAUCGAGGAACGUCCUCAGCAAGAAACUCCUUGCCGGUGACAAGGAUGUUAUGGAUGACAUAAAUCUCUUCUCGGUGAUCACUGUGCUGUCGUUUCUGCUGUCCUGCCCUCUGAUGAUCUUUGCCGAAGGCAUCAAGUUCACCCCAGGAUACCUCCAGAGCACGGGCCUGAACCUCCAAGAGCUGUGCGUGAGAGCAGCGCUCGCAGGUCUGUGCUUCCAUGGCUAUCAGAAGCUCUCGUACUUGAUCUUGUCGAGAGUGUCGCCAGUGACACACUCCGUCGCCAACUGCGUAAAGCGUGUGGUUGUGAUCGUCUCCUCCGUUCUGUUCUUCAGCACACCUAUUUCGCCUGUCAAUGCACUAGGAACUGGUGCUGCAUUAGCAGGUGUUUUCCUUUACUCGAGGUUGACAAGAACCAAGAAGCCAAAGGAUGCAUAAGCAAGGAUAAAACAGAUUACAGGUUUUUGAGGUAUAGAGAUUAGAUCGAGAGAUAUCAAUGAGCAUAAUGAACUAAACAUAGUUUCCGCCUAGUUGUACACUUGUACCACAGGGCACAGCCGACUGCAAGAUUCAUGAAUGAAUAUAUAUUCUCGAGCCUCACGUGAGCAUCUCACUUGUACCACAGGGCACAGCCGACUGCAAGAUUCACGAAUGAAUAUAUAUUCUCGAGCCUCACGUGAGCAUCUCCAACAUGUCAUGCAAAGCACUUUACACUGUAGAUUACAUUUUUUAUAGAUUGCACUUUUUGUAAAGUGAAGUUUAAAAUAAAGAGCAUAGAGUCAAUCUGACAUGGGCUAA